This is a messenger RNA of Funneliformis geosporum, 492 nucleotides long. The record is from the annotation of a GenBank genome assembly. Lineage: Eukaryota; Fungi; Glomeromycota; Glomeromycetes; Glomerales; Glomeraceae.
AUGUCAGAAAAUCCUAUAGUAUUUUUUGAUAUUUCAAUUGGAAAUCAACCAGCGGGUAGAAUUAAAAUAGAAUUAUUCGCAGACGUUGUACCUAAAACUGCCGAGAAUUUUAGGAAAAAUGGAGUACCACAAGGUUAUAAAGGGGCGCAAUUCCAUAGAGUUAUAAAAGACUUUAUGGUUCAAGGUGGUGAUUUCUUAAAGAAUGAUGGGACCGGAUCAUUUAGUAUUUAUGGAGAAAAGUUUCCAGACGAAAAUUUUGAAUUAAAACAUACUGGUCCCGGGUUACUUUCAAUGGCAAAUAGCGGGCCAAAUUCUAAUGGAUGUCAGUUUUUUAUUACGUGUGCCAAAUGUGAUUUCCUUGAUGGAAAACAUGUUGUUUUUGGAAAGCUUAUUGAUGGUUUACUUACACUAAGAAAAAUUGAAAAUGUUUCUACUGGACUAGGAAAUCGUCCUAAACUACAAGUUGUAAUAACAGAAUGUGGACAAUAUUAA